Molecule: messenger RNA, 2802 nt
Organism: Nelumbo nucifera (sacred lotus)
Lineage: Eukaryota; Viridiplantae; Streptophyta; Magnoliopsida; Proteales; Nelumbonaceae
Product: Myosin heavy chain-related protein
Biological process (GO): reciprocal meiotic recombination
Source: RefSeq, a predicted model, not a curated record
AGAAAUUUCUGAUUCUGAGCUUCUCGUCUAGUUUUCCCUCCAGAAUCCCUUCCUCGACUUUGAAGGCAUCUCUCGCGCACUCUCGCUCGCCCUCGAACUGGUUGAUCCAAUUUCGGCUUUCUCGACGGAUCUUCGAUGGUCUUUUGCGCGUACGAAUGUGCUGGAGAGUCGAAUCAUGUCGUUCUCGGCUGCUUUUCAGGCCAAUUUUUCGACCAGCUUGCCUCAUCGACAUUCAAAAUUGUCCUUUCUGAGACUCGUCAGGAAACAAAAGAAGUCAGCUAUUAUAGGAACUCGAAAUGGGAAGAAGUGUUCUAUACAGAUGACCAGAUCAAUCUUAGGUAACAGGACGUCAUGCAUAGAUAACAAUGGUAAUGGAGCAACAGAACCAGCAAGGGUUCUUCUAGAAAGAUUGUUUGCACAAACACAGAAACUAGAGGAACAGAUCAGUAGAGAUUCUAGCUUCUCCAAGGACAUUCAACUGGGACUUAACCUUGAAACUUUGGAGUCUGAUCUUCAAGCCGUUCUGACAGCCUUGAGGAAAAAGGAGGAAGAUCUUCAGGAUGCAGAGAGGAAGGUAUUGUUUGAGCAUGCCAAGUUAAACCAUACAAAGCAGGAGUUGGAAAAGAGAGAAGAAGCAAUUACUUCUGCUCUUUGCAGGCAGGAAAAACUGGAAGAAGAGCUGAAGCAAGCCAACAACAACCUAGCUUCUCAAGCCAGGCAAAUUGAAGAUCUAAAAUUAAUGGUACAGGAGAGGGAUGAGAAGGUAGUAGCUGCACAGUUUGCACUAUCUUUGAAACAAGAAGAGAUGGAUAAAAUGAGAACUGAACUGACAAAGAAGACUGAGGAGGCUGCCACGAUUGCUUGUGAUCUUCAAUCUAGAGAUCAGCUCCUGAGUGAGGCUAAUGAAAUCAUCAGAAAACAAAAGGUUGAGAUUCAAGAACUUCAGAAGUUGAUCAGAGAGAAGGUGCAAGAGUUAGAAGCUUCUGUUACACUGAAGAAAAUUGAGGAAGAGAAACUAAAACUAGCAGAAGCUAACUUGAAGAAGCAGACAGUGGAGUGGCUAUCGGCACAAGAGGAACUAGAGAAACUGAGAGAGGAAGCAGCCAAACACAUGAGAGAUGCUAAUGAAACUCUGGAGGAUUUUAGAAGAGUGAAGAAGCUUCUUGUUGAUGUGAGAUCUGAAUUGAUGUCUUCUCAAAAGUCUUUAGCUUCUUCUCGAAGGAAAAUGGAAGAGCAAGAACACCAACUUGAGAGGCAACUAGUAGAGCUUGAAGAACAAAGGGAUAUCGUGAUGUCUUACAUGUCUGGUUUAAAAGAUGCUCAAACAGAAGUAGAAAGUGAAAGGGCAAAGCUUAGGAUUGCAGAGGCUCAAAACAAGGCACUUGAACGGGAUUUAUCCAUGGAGAAAGAAUUGAUAGAACAGCUACAGAAAGAAUUGAAUAAAGAGAGGUCUUCUAUGGAACAGGCAAUGCAAGAUAUAUCCUUGCUUCAGGAGGAGUUAGGUCAGAAAACAUUUGAGUUUGAAGAAGCACAGAAUCUUCUUCAGGUUAAAGAGUCAACUUUAGUGGAGGCCAGGCUUCAAAUCCAACAUUUAAAGUCUGAACAGGCUUCUAUUCAGCUUCUUUUGGAAGAAAAGGAUAUGGAUCUCUAUGAUGCACAGAAAAACUUGGAGGAGCUAAGUAAAGAAGUUGCUGAGUUGAAGAUGCUCAUGAGCAGUAAGGAAGAACAGCUUAUUCAAGCGACAAAUAUGCUAAAGGAGAAAGAUAUGCAUGUUCAGAUGAUGCAACAUCAGCUGGAUGAUACAAAGCUAAAGUAUUCAGAAGCUGCUACUGUGGUGGAACGGAUUGUAGAACUAACUAACAAAUUAGUUAUUUCAGUGAGGGAUGAAGAGGAUUAUGCUUUAGACACACUUAGCAAGGAAAUCCUAUUGCCUGAGAUGGAAGACAAGUUUCUGCAGCAUAUACUAGAAAAACCAACAGGCGACACUGCAUUGAAGAAUAAACAGCUGGAAGCCGAGCUUGAGUUGGCCAGAGAAAGCCUUAGGAUAAAAGAGAUGGAAGUUCUGGCUGGAGAGAGGGCUCUAAUUGUCAAAGAGGAGGAGCUCAAAGCGGUUCUCGACAGACUUGAUGCAAGAGAGAAGGAAUUGAAGAGAAUGAAGGAAGAGGUGGAAGAUGCUGAUGGGCUAAAGAAACUAUACGCUCUUGCUCAGGAGAGGAUUGGUGAAAAGAGCAUAGGGGAGUUGGCAAUUGAAAAACUGCAACUAGAGGCUACUCAACUGGAAGUUGAAGCAGCAACUAGUGCACUCCGUAAACUUGCUGAUAUGAGCAGGGAGCUUUUGAAAAAGGCUAGCUUCUGUGCAGAGGUUGACAUUGAUACUCUUGUCUUCCCUGAGCCAGGCAAUGAUCCUAGGACAAGUGUGAUUGAGAACAAUGAAUGCCUUAUUGAAGCCCAAAAAGAAGUUGCCCGGAUUUCAGCUCUAACAGAACAACUUGUCAAGGAGGCUGGUAUCGUUGGUGUUGCAGAUCAGUGAUGUAAUGGAGGAUGUAGCAAUUUGGCUUUUCUUAGAUAUAUCCAACUGAUUGAUUAGCCAGUGAAUCAGGAUUUACUUUAGAAGGAGCAUUAUUGGUGGUUCUUUUGGUUCCUACAAACAAUGUUGGCACAAGAUACCCAGAUGCAUCCAUAUUUCAUAUUUCCUUUGUUGUACCAUGAGUGAAAAUCACAAGCUUGUAUAUUCUUCUCUCCUUUCAUUUUCUUUCCUUCUUUAGUAGGAGACAGUCAACACCAUUUACUUUUUCCCAGUGA